Molecule: messenger RNA, 11277 nt
Organism: Cololabis saira (Pacific saury)
Lineage: Eukaryota; Metazoa; Chordata; Actinopteri; Beloniformes; Belonidae
Gene: vps13a
Product: vacuolar protein sorting 13 homolog A
Exons: 76
Coding region: 38-9877 (3279 amino acids)
Biological process (GO): autophagy; protein retention in Golgi apparatus; protein targeting to vacuole
Cellular component (GO): extrinsic component of membrane
Source: RefSeq, a predicted model, not a curated record
GUAAACAUGGUGACACACAGAUGAAAGCUACGUCAAAAUGGUCUUCGAAAGCCUGGUGGUCGAUGUCCUCAACCGCUUUUUAGGGGACUACGUUGUCAACCUUGACUGCUCGCAGCUAAAGCUUGGCAUAUGGGGAGGUGAUGCUGUUCUUACGAAUCUUGAAAUAAAGGAAAAUGCCUUGAGUCAACUUGACAUUCCUUUUAAAGUGAAAGCAGGGCACAUAGGACGGCUUGAGCUGAAGAUACCAUGGAAGAACCUCUACACACAAUCAGUGGAGGCAACGCUGGAUGGUGUCUAUCUGCUUAUCGUUCCCACAGCAAGUAUAAAAUACGAUGCAGAAAAGGAGGAGAAGCAACUACAGGAAGCUCGUCAGAGGGAGUUACACCGGAUAGAGGAGACAAAGCAGAAGGCGGCUGAGCAAGAAAACCCUACGCUAGAGAAGCAGGAUACGUUUAUGGAAAAGCUUGUCACACAGGUCAUCAAAAACUUGCAGGUCAAGAUCUCUAACAUUCAUAUUCGCUAUGAAGAUGAUGUCACUAAUCCCAACUGCCCUUUGUCAUUUGGAGUGUCACUGAAAAACCUCAGUCUUCAGACAGCUGAUGAGAACUGGAGACCGAGUCUUUUGGAUGAGAAUUCCAGGCUUUUCUUCAAGUUGGUUCAACUUGACAACUUGUUUGCCUACUGGAAUGUCAACUCAGUACUCUUCUCCAAUUACACUGCAGAUGAGGCCUUGCAAUCUCUUCAGAGAAGCAUGAUAAUCCAUGACUCUCAAUCUGUCACCCAUGACUUUAUUUUUCGUCCAAUCUCAGCGGAUGCAAAACUACGGAUGAAUCCCAGGUCAGAUGUGGAUUUCUCCUCUCCUAAGGUGGACCUGAUGGUCAAUCUCAGUGAGGUGGCCAUUGAACUAAACAGACCUCAGUACAUUAGCAUCUUGGAGCUGCUGGGCUCAGUGGAUAUGAUGUCACGAAACCUGCCGUACAGGAAGUACAGACCCGUGGUCCAUGUUCACCGCAAUGCUUUCAUAUGGUGGAAGUACGUGAUCACGGGCAUCCUGGAGGUGGAUGUGAAGCCACAGCUCCACAUGUGGUCAUGGCAACACAUUCACUCGCACCGUCAGAUGUGCAGGUGUUACAGAGAGUUGUACAAGACGAAGAUCACCAGCAAGAAGCCCAGUGAGGAUCUUCUAAAGCAGCUGGAGGAAAAAGAGAAGGCCUUGGAUAUUUUCAACAUCACCCUGGCCAGACAGCAGGCUGAGGUGGAGGCAAGCAAGGCUGGGCUGCGUAUUUAUCGUCCAGGGAUGAAGAUGGAGGAAGAGGAGUCUCAGGGUUGGUUAAGCUGGAUGUGGAACUGGGGAGGAGAAACGGAUACAGAAACAAAAGAGGCCAAAUCUGGAGGCUUUGAUGAGCUGUUAACCUCCACUGAGAAGUCCAAACUCUACACUGCCAUUGGAUACAGUGAAACUGCUGCUAAUCCCAAUUUGCCAAAAAAUUUUGAGGAUAUGAAGAUCAAUUUCCACAUGGAGAGACUUUCGGUAUCCAUCAAAGACAAAAAGGACAUAAAUGAGAUAAUCAAGAUAACUGUUGGAGAGCUCAAGUCUACGCUCACACAGAGACCUGGAGCACAAGCUAUCAAACUCACAGCCCAGCUCAGUUUGUUCGAAGUCAGCGGUCUGGCCAGUAAUAGGCCUGCACCAACUGUCCUUUCAUCGAGGAAGGCAGCCACAGGAGCAGGGACCCCGUUGCUUUGCAUCCUGUUUGAGACCAAUCCAUUGGAUGAAAGUGCUAACCAGCGGCUACAUGUUGAGUCCCAACCCCUGGAGAUCAUCUACGAUGCUUUAACAGUGAACGGCAUGUCAGCGUUCUUCAUGCCUCCUGACGACCUGCAGCUGGAUGAACUCACCAAUGCAACCCUGAUGAAACUGGAGCAGUUUAAAGAUCGCACUGCCACUGGUUUAAUGUAUGUGAUCGAAACACAGAAAGUUCUGGACCUGAGGGUGAACUUAAUGGCAUCCUACGUCAUCAUUCCACAGAGUGGCUUCUACAAUGGGAACCAGAACAUCUUGCUGUUAGAUCUUGGUCAUUUCAAGAUGUCCAGUCAAAGUAAGAAGCACCUCCCACAGCUCUCGGCAUGUUCCAGCAACAUUGAAGACAUCAUGUCAAGAGCUUAUGAUAACUUUGAUGUACAGCUUAGCAGCCUGCAGUUUCUUUACAGCAAACCAGAUGGUGACUGGAAAAAAGCCCGUAAGGAAAAAAGAUCACCACUUCACAUCCUGGAGCCUGUGGAUUUGAAAGUGGUUUUCAGCAGGGCAAUGGUGGUCAAAGACUCUCGUAUGGCAAAGUAUAAGAUGUCUGGAGAACUUCCUCUGUUGUCCCUCAAAAUUUCUGAUAGCAAACUUCGAAGUGUCUUGGAGCUGGUAGAUAGUAUCCCACUGCCCGAGAGCAGGCCAGCUCCACAAAACGCUGCUACAUCCCUAAAUCCAAAGUCAAAGCAGACGUUCACCCCUCAGCUCACUCCCAGAAAACCGCUGAGCUUAGUUGACCAGCGGUCAUCUCUCAUUUUUGAGUCAUGUGAGACCAUCAGCAUCACCUCAUUGGGUUCAGAGGAAGAUUUAUUCUUCGAUGCUCCCAGCUCUCCCAUUGGAGACGACUCCUUUUUCCCUGACAACCCUAUGCCACUGCGCUAUGCAGAUGCGAGCAAGAGAAAAAGUCUCUUAAAAGAAGAGCAGAAGAACAUGACAGACUUCAUCUUGACAUUUGAGAUCAGUGAGUUUUCUGUUCAGUUGUGCCGCAUGUCUGGGAGUCAGGAGGUUACAGUGCUCCAUCUGGACAUAGAGCACUUGGGCACCGAGCUGAAGUUGCGCACAUUUGACAUGACAUCUAACACCUACCUGCGAGAGAUCUGCCUGAAGUGUCCUGAAUACAUGGAUUCUGAAGACAAUCCAGUUCAGCUGAUCACCACUCUAGACAACUCUGAAGUCGAUCUGCUCACCCUGGAAUAUGUCAAAGCUGAUAAGACUGGUCCUGAGUUCAAGUCUCUACAUAACAACACAGAGCAGCUCAUUAAGGUGACCUUCUCAUCCUUGGAUGUUCAUCUCCAUACGGAGGCUCUCCUCAACACUAUGAAUUUCCUCAGUAGCCUCCUUCCUCCAUCAGCAAAGAAGGAUGGCGGACAAGAGGAGCUCCCCACCAUUCAGGAGGAGGAUGAGGCGGAGGCUGACAAGGAGGACGAAAAGAAGGAAGAGGCCGUCCCAACCAAGAAAAAACCUUCAAAAAAGUCAAAGUUCGCAGAUGUGGUUAAUCUGCAUGUGAGAGCUGAUCUCCGCUGCUUGAAAGUGUUCAUACGAGGACAGAAAGCCAGGAUCUCAGAGAUCUGCAUUGAAGGUUUAGUUUCUGAGGUCCUUAUGAGGAAGAAGGAGAUGGAGGUUCAGGCCAACCUGAAGAGCAUUAUAAUCCUAGACUGCAACAAAGAGGCCUUUUACAAGAAAGCUGUGUCUAUUGCAGAUAGAGAAGUAUUUGACUUCCGGAUGGUAAAUUAUACAGAUGCAACAGAAGGAGACGCCUAUCUGGACAUGUCUAAGGUCGACACCUCCGUUACACUGACAGUGGGAUGCAUUCAGGUCAUCUUCCUUAACAAAUUUGUCUCCUCCAUACUGGCAUUCAUUAACAAUUUCCAGGAGGCUAAAGAGGCUCUGGCUGAGGUGACAGUCCAGGCUGCAGAAAAGGCAGCAUCAGGUGUGAAGGAGCUGGCAGAGCGGAGCAUGCGGAUUGCCCUCAACGUCCACUUCAAUGCACCCAUCAUCUUCCUCCCUCAGUCCUCCUCUUCUUCAAAUGUGAUUGUAGCUGAUCUUGGGCUACUGUCUGUCAAGAACCAUUUUGUCAAGCAGCCCUAUAAAAGUGAAGCUGCCAUCCCACCUGUUGUGGAUAUGAUGACCGUCAGACUGACUGACCUCAAGAUGUACAGAACCACUUACAUCGAUGAGGGUUUUCAGGGAGAAACUCAACUGCUGAAGCCGGUCAGCCUCGACUUGGAAAUCCACCGAAAUCUGUCGUCCAACUGGUACCACAGCAUUCCCGACAUCGAGAUCACUGCUCAUCUGAAGCCCAUGAGUCUGAUCCUCUGCCGAGAUGACAUGAUUGUGGUCUUGAGGACUCUGAGCGAGAACCUCUCGGAGAAAUCUGAUGCUCUUCCACCUCCAGCUGCUCUGCCCAGCACUGACCGCUCCUCUGACUCUGCAUCCAACAAAGAGUCCCAGGGAUCUGGAGCCACAGGACCUUCUAGCAAUAACACAGUGGUGACGGCUGCUGUUGUGGAGACCCAGAAAAAAGGCAAAGUAAAGACCACGCUCAAAUUAGACUUCAAGUUUGACUCCAUGACGCUUGUCCUGUACAGCCCUAACGAAAAUGAGAUUCAGCUGUUAGACCCGCAUCACGAGGAGCUGAAGCUGGCGGAGUUUACUCUGGGCACCAUCUCCACCUCUCUCAACAUGUUUUCUGACGGUGCCAUGAAGGCUGCAGUCCGACUUUCUGCAUGCCUCGUAGAUGACAAGAGACCAAGAAUCAAGAUGGUCACCCCAAGGAUGAUGGCCAUGCGGCCUGGGGCGGAGCAGAACAUGAUGGUGGAGGUGAACUACCGCCAGGGGCGAGAUGGCACCACAGUGGACACCCUGGUGCAGGAUGUGUACCUGUGUGCCAGCAUGGAGUUCCUGCUGACAGUGGCAGAUAUUUUUCUCAAGGCCACCCAGGAAGGUUUCGCCCAAGCUCCACAAUCCAAGAAUACUUCUGGUCCCGGGGAGAAAAAGAACAUUAACUCUUCUGUCACUUCGAAAGACUCCAGUACAACUCCAGCCGUCGUGUCAAAGACGGAGAUGAAUGUUGUGGUGCGUAACCCAGAGAUCGUGUUUGUGGCUGACCUGACACGUGCCGACGCCCCGGCCCUAGUGAUGAACACACACUGUGAGCUGCUGAUGAAAAGCGAUGCAGAGGGAUCACUGAUGACUGCUGUCAUAAAGGACUUAAAGGUUGAGGCAUGUCCCUUCUUAAGAGAAAAGAGGAAAAACAACGUGACCACCAUUUUGCAGCCGUGCCAGGUGUUUUUUCAGAGCACCCAGACUCCAACGUCCCCUCAGGCUAUGGAGGUGUCCAUCAGUGCUCUCUCACUGAAGGUAUCUCCAAUCAUCAUCAAUACAGUGAUCACCAUCCAGUCAGCACUGACCCCCCAGGCAGAGACGCCUGAGGAACUGGACAGCCCUGUUCCCUUGGACCUUUGGGAGAAACGAGGUUGGAUGGACCUCAAGCUGUGGUUCUUAGAAGAGGAGGGGGAUGAAGGCAUAAAGGCACUGACUCCAAUGAUACCACAGGGAGAAUCCCUGAAGGUAAUCAUACGAUCAAUCUGUCUGACUCUGGAGGCAGGAGUGGGACACGUUACUGUCCCCAUGCUUCUGGCCAAGUCGUCCUUUCACGGAAAUGUGAAAAACUGGUCCACACUCAUUAACUUGCACAGCGAGCUCAACCUGGAGGUUCACUAUUAUAACGAGAUGAUGGGUGUGUGGGAGCCCCUACUGGAACCCUUAGAGGAUGACACAAAAGAUGGCUUCAGACCAUGGACACUCGACCUUAAGAUGAAGAAGAAGCCAGUGACUUACGCUUUCUCAGAUGAAGUGGAUUCCAAUGUCCCGGACUACAAAACAGUGAUUUCCUUCACCAGUAAAGACCAGCUCAAUAUCACUCUCUCCAAAUGUGGACUGGCCAUGCUCAGCAACCUUGGCACAGCAUUUGCCGAGGCUGCCAAACAGACUGCAGAAUGCUUUCAAAAGGAUGAAGCACCAUUCGUAGUGAAAAACAGACUUGGCCUUCCAGUAUCUGUCCGCCACAGUGAGAGAUUUUCUCCCAUUGGCAAGCAGAGCACCAACCACACUGUGGAGCUGCAAAAUGAUGAAAACCUCAAAAUGGAUUAUUCCACCACAACUGACUCAGAUCAAUUCUCAGUCAUGACCUCCCUGAGUGGAAAAGACUACUACAUACAAGCCACACCUGUGGGCCACACCUCAGCCAGCGUGAUCCCCCUGAUCAAGGUGGGCAGAGGGAUGUACAGCGUAAUGCACAAAGACUCCGGAGUCACUCGUUUCCUGGUCUGUCAGAUUUAUUCCGUGGAGGGGAGCAAGUACAUCAAGAUCCGCUCUCCGUUUCAGAUCAUCAAUCAUUUUUCAAUUCCAUUCAAAGUUUUUGAAGGAUCUACAUGCCUGGGUAAAGCUCUUCCAACUGAGGAGUUCUGUGUGCCUCUGGACUCAUACAGGUCUGAACUGAGUCUUCAGCCAAUAAUGGAUGACAAAGACGAUGAUCUUGGUGAGCAGUUUGAGAACUCUGAAGGCUUCAGUUAUGAGGAUGUCAGCAACAAAGACCCUGAGACACGCCUCCAGCAGAGCUGCAAGCGCCUUGGGGAUCAGGGUGGUGUUAUGACAAUCAACAUUGUGCCAUUAAGGGAUGCAGUGACAUCCAAAGACACUGGGGGUGCAGGGGAGAACUUUGAUGUACCAUUUGUCCUUCACCUUUGGCCGUCUGUCCUGCUACGCAACCUGCUGCCUUACGCCAUCACCUACAAACUAAAGGACAGUGGAGCUUCAGGGCCCGAGGCCACUCUGAACCCUGGCCACGCUGCUCAACUUCACACUGCUGUCAUCAACCAGUCAAGUCUAGAUCUCCGCCUGCUAGACUACUUGGCUCAGGACUGGACCUCUGAGUACAGUCUCCAGAGUGACCAGGAAGAAAUCACCUUCAUUGUGUUCCAGUCUCUACGAGAAGAUGAGGAAGAAGAUGGAGAAAGGACAGAGAGGAAGAAGGCUGAGUUGGACAUAGCGGUGCAUGUCAAAUAUGAUUCAGGAGAGACUGUUAUUGCCAUCCACUCACCAUACUGGAUGAUGAAUAAGACUGACAGGCUGCUGCAGUAUAAGGCUGAUGAUAUACACCGCAAACACCCCCUGGACUACGACUUGCCUCUGCUCUUCUCCUUCAAACCUCGGAACUUCUCCCGAAACAACAAGGUCCGCCUCAUGAUCUCAGAAAGCGAACUAUCGGAUGAUUUCUCGCUGGACACAGUUGGCAGCCAUGGAGAUGUGAAAUGUAAAGGCAGAUACAAAGAUUAUCUGGUUGGUGUGAAAAUUGAGGCGACCAGUUUCAGUCUUACACGCAUCGUGACCUUUGUGCCAUUUUACAUGCUGGUCAACAGAACCAAGCACCACGUCUUCAUACGUGAGGAGAAGCAAGAAAACUGGACUGAGGCGAAGCCAGAACAGUCAGCCGUCCCAUUCUGGCCUGAGAACGACGCCAAGAGUCUCCAGAUCAAAGUAGAUGGUUGUCUAGCGCCUCCUCUCACCAUUGACUUCACUCGACCUGAGAACUGCCUUUUGCUGCAUCUGGACAACUCUGUGGGUGGGAUCAUUGUAGAUGUGAAUCUCUCGGAGCACUCGGCCACGAUCAGAUUUUCUGAGUACCACGAUGGCGCAGCCCCCUUUCUCAUCAUUAAUCAUACCAAAGACCAGACUCUUCUCUUUUGUCAGAGCGCCCGGACAGAACCUUCGUGGGUGGCUAACGAGCUGCUUGACCUCUCCUUCUCAAUGGAGGAGGACAGCUCUCAGAAGGAGGUGGAGCAGGAGAAGGAACAACUGGAGGCUGGGAAAGCCGUGUACUACACCUGGACUGCUCCCACCGGGUCUCGAGAGCUUUACUGGAAGUGUGGCUCUUAUGAUGGCAGGCUGAAAAGUGAGGAGGACCUGCGUGUGGACAUGAACAAUGAAGGGAAACUUUUUGUGAUUUCAUUUUAUGAAGGUCUGCAGCGGGUUGUGCUGUUCACUGAGGAUCAGCGGGUCUACAAGCUCCUCUGUGAGAAUGAGAAGGUGCAGCUGGCUGAACAGGAAAUCAUCCUGUCGCUAAAGAACAUGGGGGUGUCUUUGGUCAACAACACCACCAGCCAGGAAGUUUCCUUCAUAGGCAUCACAAGUUCUGAUGUGGUGUGGGAAUACAAGCCUAAGAAGAAGAACCGGUGGAAGACUAUGAGCACCAGCGAGACGGAGAUGUUGGAAAACCGCUUCAGAGAGUUCAUUGAAUCUGGCUCCCUUAUUGAAACCAUCGUCGAACUGGAGAACAACUUCCAGGUGUCCUUUACUCCCAGUGGUGUGGAUAUGCGAAUGCUGCAGCCAUGUGAUGCUCCUCUCAGGAGGCACUUCCUGCCUGGAGUGAAAGUGGAGUACUGCAUUUCAUCCCGACAGAGAGCCUACCGCGUCCAAAUCCACCGCAUACAGAUCCAGAAUCAGCUGCCAGGGGCCAUCUUCCCCUUCGUUUUUUACCCCGUGAAACUGCCAAAGUCAAUCACGAUGGAAUCAGAACCCAAACCUCUGACUGAUAUCAGCAUCGUCACAAGAGCAGCAGGACACUCGGACAUCUCUCGCAUCAAAUACUUCAAGGUGUUGAUUCAGGAGAUGGAUCUGAAGCUUGAUCUGGGCUUCCUGUACGCCAUCCUGGACUUGUUCACCCCUGAGCAUGCCAGCAACAUGAGUUUAAAACAGGAGGUGGAACUGUUUGAGAAGGACAUUGAAUAUAUCAAGACAGAACUGAACCACGAAUCCACUGCGGAUACGUCUCCCAUCAGCCUCUAUGAGUACUUCCACAUUUCCCCCAUCAAGCUGCAUUUGAGUUUCUCUCUGAGCACGGGAGGAGAAGAUGGCUUGAAGGAGAAGAGGGACACAGAACUCAUCCCGGUCCAGUCCCUGAACCUGCUGCUGAAGAGCAUCGGAGCGACUCUCACUGAUGUCCAGGACGUCGUCUUCAAGCUGGCCUUCUUUGAGUUGACCUUCCAGUUUUGUACCACUCAGCAACUACAGUGGGAGGUCAUCAGACAUUAUUCCAAGCAGGCUAUUAAACAGAUGUAUGUGCUUGUGCUGGGUCUGGAUGUACUUGGAAACCCCUUUGGGCUGAUUAGAGGAUUGUCAGAGGGUGUGGAAGCUUUCUUCUAUGAGCCCUAUCAGGGAGCCAUCCAGGGAUCUGAGGAGUUUGUCGAAGGAAUGGCCCUCGGUGUCAAAGCUCUGGUCGGAGGAGCUGUAGGGGGUAUAGCAGGUGCAGCCUCCAGGAUAACUGGCGCCAUGGCCAAGGGUGUCGCUGCGAUAACCAUGGAUGAGGAUUAUCAGCAGAAAAGGAGAGAAACGAUGAACAAACAGCCCAGCGGCCUGAAAGAGGGACUGGCCAGGGGUGGAAAAGGACUUGUUUCUGGAUUUGUCAGCGGAAUCACUGGAAUUGUUACCAAACCAAUCAAAGGAGCCCAGAAGGAAGGUGCGGCGGGCUUCUUUAAAGGGGUUGGCAAAGGCUUGGUUGGGGCAGUCGCUCGACCCACAGGAGGCAUUAUUGACAUGGCCAGCAGUACUUUCCAAGGGAUCAAGAGGGCAACAGAGACUUCUCAAGAUAUCGCAUCUCUGCGUCCUCCGCGCUUCAUACACGAGGACGGCGUCAUACGACCUUAUAAACAGUUGGAGGGCAUCGGGAGUCAGAUGCUCCAGAAAAUUGAAAAUGGGCGUUUUGCCAAGUACAGGUACUUCGCUCAUGCCAAGGUGAACGACUCUGACUUCUUCAUGAUAACCAAGAGGGGAAUAUUUUUUGUGACCAAGGGCACAUUUGGGCAGCUGACCUGUGAGUGGCAGUAUCUGUUUGACGAAUUCACAAAGGACCCAAUGAUCGUAGAGGACCGUCGACUUCGCAUUGAGGCCAAGGAGAGAGUGAAAUCAGUCUUCCACGCCAAAGAGUUUGGGAAGAUCAUAAACUUCAGGACUCCUGAGAUCGCCACGUGGGUUCUUGCCAAAUUAGAGGACGCCAGAGAGACUUUACCCAAAUUCUGACUCAUGACAAGUCCAACAUGUGCUCAACACACGCACAAUCUGUGUGUCAGUGCCUUUGUUCUUUCCUGCAUGUCUGUUUUGUUGCCCUCCGUGUGCGAGUAGUGAACAAACGAUGCUGCAUGUUGUAUGUUGGGUGUGAAAGACUGAACGCUCGUGUGUGUGUGCACAUUAACAAAAGUGCUAUAAAUGAACGAUUAAACAACAUUCACUGAAGAUCAGACUGCGUUCAACCAAACUUUAUCUUACCCUCUUUUAUCUGUUUGCACUCAUCGUUUUGCACAAAUACAAUAAAAUGUUGAUUUAUUUUAUGCAAAAUAACAUUAAAGUCUAGAGUUUACGAACACAUUUUAUAAUAUCGGCUUAAAUCUAAAAGGCUGGUGAUAUUGGGGGAUUCUCCUCGACUCUAGUCUGCCAGAGUUAUUCAUUCCUAUUCCUGAACAACUUUAGGCCAGUUUCAACGUCGGCGACAAUAUUUCAAGUUGUAUUUGGGUGUAGAAGUUUCACUGCAGCAGCUUGUAAAUCUGUUGAAUAACACUGAGGCCAAAAUCAACUACAAAUGUUGCAGCACAUCUGAUGUCGAACACUGUUUAAUGUAUAAAAUGGAAACAAAUUCAUAGUAGUGCAAGUAUAAAUUAAUUAUACUCAUAAUUCAGAUUGUCCUUGUUUUCAUUUCUCUGUCCAGUUUUUUUUCCUUUUUUUUUUAAUAUUUCUGAAAAAUAGACUGUUCAGUAAAUGAUUUAGAGAAGCAUGCUAUUUUUAUACUUAUGUACAUCAAGUUUCUGUAUAUUCCUCUAAUAUAACAGUUUAUCUGCAUAUAUCCAUGCUCACCUCAUUCUUUGUGAAGCAGAUUGUAAUUAUGUGACUUUUAUGUUUUUAUACCUCAUAUACAUAAUGCCAACUAUUUGAAGAAGGAAAAAAGUAUAAUCAAAGUAAACUGCUCUGUGUAGCAAUACCACCUCUGACCACACGAUGGCAGCAUGUAACUGGUUCAAUGAAGUGGAAUGACAAGACAGGACUGUUAACACAGCAGAGCUUCAUGCCUUCACGUGGUCAGAAUUAGUUUUGUUACAUAAAGUGCCUUUAAAACAAAGAAAUACAAAUUAUCUGCUGCUGUCUGCUCUAAUGAUUGUGUCAAAUGUUUGAUUUUGGUCUGCGGAAUGUCAAAGUUUAAUAUGACAAUUUUUUUUUUUUUGGGUGGUGGGUUUUUUCCAAGCCAUUUUAAAAAAUGUGCUUCAAGUGUCAGUGCCAUCUUUUUCUUUUUUUAUUUUUUUUUUUUUUUCAAUUACCCUGUAAGAAAAUCUCAGGCACACAUGGUGUUGUACAUUUUAUUACACAACUAUGUUUAAUGAAAGUGACUAUUAAUACAGUUUCUCCAUAAAUAAACAUGUAUGUGAUUUAUC